CUCAAACCAAACGAAAACGAAAGACGUAAAAAAUAUAAAAUAUAAACAUUCGCUUGAUUCGCUCGAAAAGGCAUCAAAAAUGUUCCGUCUUCAUCUUCAGCUAUAGAAAAACAUGUGAGAACCUUUGUCGCGGAUAAACAAUUGACGGAAAUUGAAACACAACAAUGGACAGCGUAAAACAAAAAUCUGCAAUCACUGAAAAAGUGAUGCUGAAGACGUUGAAAAGCGUUUUCAAGCAUCGACAUUUUCGGAGCCAAACACAGGAAGCGGCAAUUAGAACCAUCCUGCAGGGAAAGAGGGAUGUUUUCGUGUCGAUGCCUACCGGUUCCGGAAAGUCCUUGUGCUUCCAGUUGCCUGCGGUGGCCAACGAGGGAAAAGUCACCAUUGUCUUCUCUCCGCUCUUGGCGCUCAUGAAAGAUCAGCUGGAUUAUUUGAACAAGGAGUUGAAUGUUGAUGCAAAGACCAUCAACAGCAAAAUGACCUUGACUGAGAGAGCUCUGGUGCUUACAGAUCUUAAAAGCGACAGACCGUCCACGAGACUUCUCUACGUCACUCCCGAGCAAGCUAAGACGGACACUUUCAGAGAAGUGGUGCAGAAGUUGCACAAGAAUGGCAAGUUGGGCUGCUUUGUGGUGGAUGAGGCGCACUGCGUCAGCCAGUGGGGUCAUGACUUCCGGCCAGACUACUUGAAGCUCGGAAAGUUAAGGACUUUGUGUCCAGGAGUGCAGUGGGUUGCGGUCACAGCAACUGCCAGCAAAAGUGUUCAGAAGGACAUUUACGAGCAGCUGAAGCUGCAGUCACCAGCUGCCUUCAGGGUGUCCUGCUUUCGAAGCAACCUGUUCUAUGAUGUGGUCUUCAAGGAUGCUAUGGACGAGGACCCCAUUGCCGACUUAGUGGAAUUUAUGGAAAUGGCGGAAUCAGAUGACUUUGCCGAGGAGGGUUUCCAGAGUGGAAUCAUUUACUGCCGGACAAGAAAUCAGACAGAGGAGCUUGUGUCCCGACUUAGAGGGGCAGGUAUCGAGGCUCUAGCCUAUCACGGAGGUCUGAAGGACAAGGAGAGAGUGGCUGUCCAGGAAGACUGGAUGCAGGAAAGGUGCAAAAUAAUUGUGGCCACAGUCAGCUUUGGCAUGGGAGUUGACAAAGGCAACGUUAGGUUUGUGGCUCACUGGGGUUUGCCACAGAAUGUUGCUGGAUACUACCAGGAAUCUGGCAGAGCAGGUCGAGACGGAAAACCAGCCAGGUGCCGCAUUUACUACUCGAAAAAGGAAAAAGACGCAGUCACCUUUCUGCUGAGUAAAGCCAUGUCCAAAGAAACUAAGGAAAGCAAAAAGAAGCAGGCCAAGGCAGCCAUGGAUAGCUUCUUACUAAUGAUCAAGUACUGCGAAGAAGUGAAGUGCCGACAUGCGGUUUUUACUGAUUAUUUUGGAGAUGAACUGCCUGAAUGCAAAAACAAGUGCGACUGCUGUGUCAAUCCAAAGGCUGUGCAGAAAAAGAUUAACGAUUUUGAGACUAGAAGCAUGAGAUUUAGGACAAGUAUUGGCAAGUCUGGUGGAGACAUUGACGACGAGUUGUACGGAGGCGGCCGGGCAGGCCUGAAAAAAGAGACUGAAGAGUAUUCAAAAAUUGGAAAAUCAAACCAAUCAACUGCCAAAUCAGCCCUAAGCACCCUUAUAGGAAAACAGUUUGCUUUGAGGAAGCAGUCGACUGGCUCUCAAGAAUCUGACUAUGGAAAGUCUUCUAGAGUUAAGGCUGCUGCCAGUACGUCUUCCAAAGUCAAUGGACUGAAUGUUGCUACGAGGGAGACAUAUUUAAAUUUGAUAGAGGAUAUGCUGAAAAAGAACAGAGACAAGUGUCGAGCAAUUGGCGAGCUUGAAGAAGAAUUUGGAGAUGAUCUUGUGAGCCAAACUGCAAUUCAUUUGGAGUAUGAUGCCUUCUGCUCCACGAUUGUUGCCUCUAUAUACAGGAAAGUCCUUAUGAAAAUUGUCACCGACAUCAAAUCCAACACCAGCAACUUUUGUUUGGACCCUCGAAUUAGAAGCUUUAUUAAUAAUGGGGGCGUAGUGGAAGGGACAAGCUGUGCCAAGUCUGACGAACCUAAACAAGAGAAGGUGGAAAUCAAGUCGGCGUUACAGGUUUAUUCUGAGCAGCAACAGCAACAACCCGCCAGCCAAAAUCAAAACGGCUACACAUCUGCGUCCACGUUGCUGCCCAAGCAAUCUGCACCAAAUAAAAAGCAAGUGGCCAAAGCGCUAGAGUUGGACAAGGCUAAAAAAGCACCCAAGAAACCAAUUAUCCUGAAAAAUGACAAGCAGCAGACAUCCAUAACCACCUUUUUUGGGGUGAAGGAUGAGGCUGGCAAGGUCAACAGGAAGGUCUCUCCAGCACCACCCGACAACUGUGAUCUUCUUAACCAAAAAGUCCACACGCAGUCAACAUCUACACACUGUCCAAGAAAAGUUCCUGAAGUUGAUUCUCCGCAGUUUGAACACUCGACAGAUUUUAAGAAGGAGUCUCAUCGAAAGCAGGUCUCUGCUGCCAGUAAAAAAGAGAAACGGAAAAUCAGUGCUGGGAGCAAAGAGGAUGCCGUACAAAACAAGAAGAGCAAGAGUUCCAGAGAUGGCGGUGCUGCCAAGACCAAGGCAGCUCUUGCAGAGAAAAUAAUCAUUCUGCUCAACCCCCACUACAAGACUGGAAAAAUCAAAUCUAAAGAGGCCUUUAAAAAAAUUGCUAGGACCAUCUCCCACUACUUGUCAUCAAAUUAUGAUAGAGUUCCAGAUGAUGAGACUCUGCAAGUCACUGUCAUGUCCUAUCUAGAUCAGGUGCCAGUAUUCGAGACAGAGGAGGACGUUUUCAAUUUGUAAGUAGUGUUUAGUGUCGUGCACUUCAGAGUUUUACCUUAAAUUUUUUAAAUGUCUCCUAACGUAUUUUGAUUUUACAUUUGUGCAUAUAAAACCAACUCUUAGUUAGGUUUUUAUUUAUCAACUUUAUCAACAAAACUUUCUUAGGUGAUUGAUUGAUUAAAAGUAAAAAAUUCAGGCAAAUAUUUUGGAAAUAAUUUUUUUGCAAUAUGUUAUCUCUGCUGUAAUUGAAACACAUCAUUUCUAUGUAGUCUUCCCUAGAAAUAUAGUUUAUGAAAUGUAAAUAUUUAAAGUAAUUGUGAUAAUGAGGAAAGAGGAAACAAAAAUAUCGAGAUUAUUUUGUUUACCUACAUUUCAAUUCAAUCUUUUCUCGUAAAAGCUGCUGUUAUAACAUAUAAAGAGAUGCUAACUCAUACUGUCUGUGCAUGGGCAACAAAAAUAUUCACUAGACAUUUAGAAGAAAGCUUUUAAAAUCAACGCAUUCUCACAUAUAAUUUAAAUAAAUGAAAUAGUCCUAUUUUUGCGACCGUAACUCAAAAUUGUGAGCUCUGACUGAGUGCAGAAAAGUUGCAUUAAGAACUUCUUUUUCUUCAUUAAAAUUGGUACGUUUUGUUCCACAUAAUAUCUAAAUAACCGCAUCUUUUGUCAUCUUGACUUGCUAACUUUGCUGACAGCCUUUAAAGGGAAACUAAGGAUUUGAAUUCCUCAGAGAUCUGUUAAACUCUCAAACAGUCUGGCAUUUACAACGCAAUGUAAUUCAAUUAAAAAUAUAGCAAUCGCCAUAUUCAGCAGAAAACAAGUACGAAAUUAUUUCGUUCUUUUUAUUUAUUGCUCAUAAUCAGAUCCCUGGCUGCAGUCGUGUUUGCACAAAAAAGGGUCGUAAGACUCGUGCCAGCGUCAUAAUAAAUCCCGCUAGAAUUCCUUGAGAAAUCCCCAAAUAAGGAACAGAUUAGAUAAAACUCGUAAGAUAUCUUUAUGAAAACGCGUCAGAGUUUCUUGGGGAAAAACUUAAGGUAAUAUGUUUUUAAAGCUUUAAAACCUGGGAAAACCGAUGCCUUCAUAGUAAUUAUGCACUUAUGCAUAAAAA
Molecule: messenger RNA, 3945 nt
Organism: Neocloeon triangulifer
Lineage: Eukaryota; Metazoa; Arthropoda; Insecta; Ephemeroptera; Baetidae
Product: ATP-dependent DNA helicase Q5-like
Exons: 13
Coding region: 165-2861 (898 amino acids)
Biological process (GO): double-strand break repair via homologous recombination
Cellular component (GO): chromosome; cytoplasm
Molecular function (GO): four-way junction helicase activity; 3'-5' DNA helicase activity; ATP binding
Source: RefSeq, a predicted model, not a curated record